AUGAGGACGGUUUCCUUGCUUGUCACCUGCCUCGUUUUCGCGAGCGUAGUGAGAGCUUCACAAAUCAAAGAUGAAGGUAAACACUUUUUUUAGUUUAUUCCUCUUUUGGGGUUUUUCAGUCAUAGCAGGUGCGGACGUUUUCAGAUCCAAGGCGUUAAUUCAAGAGCCCAAUGGCCCAAUUUUGGAAAAAAAUAUGACAGAUUUAACCUCUCAAAUGUCUUGAAAAUACUGAGAAAAAUGUUCAGAUUUAAAGGCAGUUGAAUCCUAGGGAUAUUGACUGAGUUUUUCUGAAAGCAAUAUACUUGACACAGAAUUAAUUGAUCUCACUGUGUUGGAAUCUAUAUGAUCGGAAAGAUUUAGAAAAGACUGAUAACUAUCGGCACACCACCGGAAUGCUGUGAUAGCAACCUUUAGUUUGGUAAGAUGUUGAAUUGACGAACAGCAGAAAAAGCGGACUGAGAGGGUUCCCUUGAGAAAGGACAAAAUGUUUGUUCAACCUGUGGUUACUACAGUUGAAUUCCUGGGGGGAUUUGGCAAUUUCGGGUGUGAGGGAGGGGGGCUAAGGGAAGUUGUCCAACUAAUGCGCAUUGUUGAAGUUUAGGUUUAUCUACCUAUACUUCCUACCCUUGCCUCUAUUACACAUUAGCUCCAGCCUACUAAAAAGCCUCAUCGUCAUGGUAUACGUGAUAUACGCGAUUAACACUACUCGUCAGAAAGGAGUCAGCUAUGUAAAAAUCGUCUUUAAUUUUCAGUGAUGAAUUCUGAGCAGACUUCGUCAAUUUUAUUUAGCCCAUGAUUUAAUAACGUAUUCCACGGUUGAAAGGCAAAGUUUUUUUACAAAGCACGUUUUCAAGCGGAAAGUUGCCUGCGACUUUUCGGAGUGUAGAAAUUAUUUCAGUUUUAAGCAUGUAUCUUCGAUUAAAAGCUCUCCGGUCUUUUAAUGAAUCUAAAGGAGAAGGGGGAUAUGGACCCCCUGACCUUCCCUUUGAUCCUUCACUGUUGCUUUUAUUGUUCUAAUCGAUUCUUAGUUCUUAUAGCUUUUAGAGUUUUCAUAUGAUGAAUUAUUGUACAUUUUUAGUUUUUAAUUUUUAGAAUAUACUAGGGUCAUGGAUUGCGUACCUGUAAACUAUUGUAGCUAAUUAAGCUAUGCGUAAACUCCACUUUAAAUAAAGUAUCUUGUCGUAUCGUAUCCCUUGCCAUCACGAAGAGAUCUGAGGAAAUACAGAUUAUAAUCAUGCAGAGUCCGUUCAAGACGCGGAAUUUUGCCUUCUGGUCAACCUAAAUUUACACAAGUAAAGCUGUUGAUUCAGCAAGCCAAUGUGAACAGUAGAACAUACUCAAACAUGGAUUGCAGGCAAAAAGAUAGCAAAAUUUCCAAAUGCGUUAAGAUUACUCAGUAUCUGGGACAUUAAAUUUAAUGUUCGGCGUUUGAAUCCGGCAAACUGAAUUAAAGCCGUGCAUCAAAGAAAUUAAUCCAUCAUCAAUAUUCUGACUUCCAUCUUGAAAGUGACGCGGAAAGUUCUUUGAAAACGUCACAAACAAGUCGUUAUUCAAGACAGUUGUGUUUUACCCUUGUUAUAGUCACUUACAACCUUCUAGAAUUAGUACCUUUUUUUGUUCAAAGUAAUCCGAGCUGAAAGCCACGAAAUAAAGAUUACUAAUUAACUUACUAAUUGUAGUUGCGUCUUUGGUAAUUGCAGGAUGGCGAUAAGGUUUAACCAAUGAGCAUUUUUUCCGCUUUGACAUACAAUGGCCCCAUAAGAGUUAUGUUUAAUAGCAUGCCUGAGGGGUCUAGAAGUUCCGCUUUGAGAGAAAAGAUUCAGUUAGGCACAGCAAGUUUAACGCACGUAGGACGCUAUAUGCUUGAUGACAGCGACAGUCAGUGGCCUUCGAUAAAGUAAUAGAUUAUGAUUACAAAGCUUAAAAACUCUUUAUCCAGUGCGAUCGAAUUCAUACAAACUUUUCCACCGUCACACAAUCGAGACUGCAAGUUAUCCCUUUACUCCCUCGUAUGAUCAGAUGUUCCAUUUGCGUUUAAAAAUAACAAAUCAGUCGUGCCAAAAGGAACCGAUGCGAAGUUUUUAUUGGUGUGCUGUAAGAUGGCACGGAAAGCUAAAAUUCAAUUUUCUAUUUUGAUAAUUGUGAAAAAAGAAUAAAGGAAGAAAAAAUAACGACUACUGUCAGUAAUUUUUAGAAUUUUACGUACAUUCUUACUUUGCUAAGCCCCAUUUAACAAAAGAGUAGACGGCCUUUGACAUAAAAGUAUUGCUCAAAGCUCAGUUCAUUGAUGCUAACUUAAAUACUCAUACUCAAGGAUUUUGUCAAAAGCCUAAGUUCUCAGUGAUAAUACACAAGAAGUUCUAACUAAAGAUCUGCUCAGUAACUUUCCCUUUAAAAUUAAAGAUUCUAUUGUACUGAAUUCUAAAUCAGUAAAAGUCAGACCUGCUUUCCGCAGCGUAACAAGGGAAAACAAAUUAGUACCGAGGUAGCAGAGCAAGGUGCAUCAAAAUGCAGAGUACUACUAACUCUCUUAUAGAACGUAAGGCCCAACAAGACAAGCGAGACCCUUCUCUCCCCACUCUAACAGUUGUGGCUUUUUUACCUCCGCAACUGAAUUUGUUCGUUUUUUUCUGUAACUGGUCGGCCAAGUUCCGGAGUAGGCUGUUAAAAUUCAUACCAACUGGCGUGAAUAUUUCAGCGUUGUAAAAGGACAUAUGCUUUCUAGGAUAAACUUAAGAUUAUUACUGCUUUUUCACUGUUUAUUUCAGUCGGCAAAAAGCUAAGAGGAAUAUUUUGUGCCCCGAGGGAGCUAACUGCCAAUUAAACGCUUUAGUAAGAACUCUUAUUGUCUUACUCUAAACAAAAAGUAAUGACCUUGGUUUUAAAAAAAACUUUUAGCUCCUAGAACUGGCCCAUUUCGAUAUUUUAAAAAUCUUGGCUCCAAGGAUUUAAACUUAAAUAAAACAAUAGAAAUAUUCACACUAAGGUUCAGGGAUAGAGUUAGAUACAUUAUGCUAAAAAAAUUGAGCAUUAUACUUUUGAGCGUCACCCUCAAAACAACAGCAUUAUGCUUGCCUAAAAUUAUGCCCGAAAAGUUAAGCCUUAUGCUCGACUGAUCUUGGCUGUAUUUGGUUCCCUUUUCCAUCCACGCAGAUAUGAAUACAUUUUAUCGCAUCGGUUACAAAUUUCGAACUGGCAGCUAUGAUGGAUGGCCAAUUGGGCAGUCCUAACAAACGGCUUGGAAACUAAAAUUUCGAGGACGUUUUUGGACUUUUUACAUUUAGGGCAUGAAUUUUUCGUCAUUUCAGGCCAUGGAACCUAAAAAUGAGCCUAGCUAGCUGUAAAAAGGGGCAAUACGGAGGCAAUACGUCCUAGCCGGCAUGAUCACAUGCUGUUUACGGAAAAUUCCCUCAUCCAUGUCAGGAAAUUCUGUAUUUUAAAGCCUCCCCUAGGGCAUGACUCAGCAACUGAGGACAUUUCUGCUAUGUUUUCAUUGUUGGUUAGCAUGCAAGGAUUUUUCGCAUGCCUAUCGUCAAUGAUUUGCUCACUGGUAAUGGAGGGGGUGGCCCCAGAGUGGUUUUGCAUUGAAAUUGGCAUGCAACAGAAUUUCGCAUGCCCUGUAAGCAUAAUUUGAGGUUCUGUGACCUUCUCACCCAGGCCGCGAGAAGCCUAGGUUCUAGUAAUAAGUAAUUCAUACCCAGCAAAAUCUCCGGCAUGCCGGGCAUGCCAAAUUUUCUGACAUGCCCGGCAUGCUAAAUUCUCUGGAAUGCCGGGCGUGCCAUAAUCUGGGUCAUGCCGGGCAUGCCAAAAUUGGUCUCUGGCAUGCUCUCAACGCACAGGUUAUAAUUCCUUGAAUCUACAGAUAUUUUAAGCCUGGCUAAAAACAAAAAGAAAACUAAACAGAUCACAGUGCUUAUCUUUUGAUGUACGGUUACACGAUGACGUCAUUGCUAUUCCUUUCAUUUUCAUAGAUUUGGUUGUCCCAGAGAACUUUAAAUAACAAAAGCUCUAAUUUUCACGAGCAAGUAAAACCCUGAGGGAUUCGUCCGUAGUAAUAAAACAGCGUCAUCGUGGAGAUGAACCGUUGGGGGAUUGUAAAAACUCCUCACCCCUUUUAAUGAGUCUUUAAUAGGAUUCCCAUUUCACAUUGCGAAUAAAAUGGAAUUGACUGAAAUCAGUAAAAAGAGAGACAGAGACUAUUUUCAUUGUAUAAUAAAAUGCAUCUGUGUUCCAUGAAAGCUUUUAAAAAUACAAGGUUAUAGAAUAUCUUUCAAAGUUCAUUACAAACUGAGCUAAGCCCCAAAAUCAUUGUUCAUUAUUCAGUAAAUUAUGAUGUUUGACAAUGCAAUGUGUUUGAAUAUAACGUUGUAAUUACAAAUCUCUCUAACGCAAUUUUCUCUACGUUAGAAAAGCUGUUAGAAAGUCUGAGUUUCUCUUUCUUGUUUUGUAGGCUUGCCAGGGAUUAAUGUUUUUGUGUCAUUACCAGUGUCUGUGUUCUUUGUUUUUAACUCAAAGUAAGUCAGUAAUAACUGACAGUAUCAAAGAAUUGCUCUCUAGAAAAGUAAUUAUCUCCUCGUCAUGUCUGGAAGUUACCUGUAACAAAAAAGAAAUGGAAUGUUAAAACAUGCAAGGGCAAUAUGAAUAAAGAAAUAGAACAUGUAGACUCAGCUUCUCUUAACAUAUUUUCAUACUGGCUUGUUGAGUCUGUUAAAGGUCGCAACUAAUUGUCUGAGGCUAAUUUCACGAGAGUGUGCAAUUGAGAUAAAUGCAUGGUAAAUAAACUGAAAGAAACGUGGUUUCACAUUAGCCAAUUUACAUUGCGCUGUUCGAUGAUGUUUACACGCUUUUCUACUGCGAAAUAAACCUUUGCAUUUGGAUUUGCAAGUCAAGAUUAUACCGAGUUUGACUGACACUUAAUUAAACAACAGUUUCAUUUUUAAGCAGGUAAGGUGUUGACCCAUAUAAAGCCGGAAUAUGUAAAGGAAACUCAGCGAAAACUUUUUCGUAUCUUUUUGUGGCGAUAUUCUCUCACGGCCCGUCAACUGAUUAGGGGUUGCGAAGAAAAAAUAAAUUAGGACCGAAGGUUAAAGCCUGUCCGGUUACACCAUUUCGUAUGUUACCUAGUGUUCUAAUAAAUAGGUCAUAAAACAGGAUUUAACGAGUGCGAAUUUGUUUCUCAAUCGGUGUAUAAAAAAGUGGCGCUAUCAAAUGAGAAGUUUAUAGAGUAUCAAAACUAUUAAAUUAAAAGCUCACAUAAUUAGGAAAAUUCCUAUACGAAAAUAAUGCUAGUGACAUUAAAUUGAUCAGAUAAAAUUCUCAGAAAAUAUGUCGAAUAAAAGCCUCAUUGUUUGCUUUUGUUUUUGCUUAAAGGUAAAUUUUUCGGCCCACAAAGCAAAGUUGAAAAAGCGACUAAAUCUUAGUUUUUUACAUUGAACAUGUUUAUUAGCUUAGUUUUCGUCCGUUUUAAAAGCUUUAUAACCCAAUCAUAAUUUAAUCAUAAAAUAGUACAAAAUCAUUUCAAAAACCAUGUUCAUUGAAAGUAGAGCCGGCAAACGUGAACAUUUUGUAAUUCAAAAGUCGGACCCAGCCAGGUUGUUUAGAAUUAUUUGCAUUUUAGCGUCCUAUAAAUUUACCAGAAUCGCCUCUCAGAGGCUUACUGUAGCAAAGCAUUUUGUAGUACACUCGUAGACAAGCAAUGUAAGCCUUAAGUCUUUGCUUGGAUGAGAUGUCCAAAAGAAAAAUUAGUUUUGUGGACCUAAACGCACAUUCACAGACUGCUUAUAUUGAGUUGUUUACAACUUUGCAUUGACACACGCGGCAUGUUCAUUUUUUUUAAAGCGAAAUCCAAAUCUGAUUUUGGCAUUUGAUUUACGGAUAUUUUAUUUUGUCUCCAAAAGUGAUUGUAAUAUCCGUUUGAUUGUCUUUCAAACAACAGUCAAACUAUGCAGCAAAAAUAAGUAACUUUACCAGUACAGUGAAAAAAAAAUAUGACCGUAGGUGCCAAAAAUAAUUAUACUCGAGCUAUAAAAUUAGAUCUGACUUUUUUAGCUUCGGUUUCUUAUUAUUGAAGUUUUCUCUAGUAUUCUUAGCAGCAGAAGAAGAUUACAAGACAUACAAACAGAAACAAUCCGAAGUGAACGAGAUGACAACCACUUAUGCCGGAGUUCUUAGGCAUGCUCAACCGCAAGAUAAACUGAAUGCCUAAAGGCUAAUUCACGGGAUUUGUUCAAUAUUCAGGCUUUUUGUUUACCAAAUUAAUACUAAAUUUGUACUUACAGUCUCUCGCAGAGUCCAUUUCUUGUUCAGCAUUCACCAACAUCUCAACCAUGCACCGCAGAAAAAAAAAAAGACAAACAAGUGCGAAGAGACAUGACGACAUCGUGACGCCACAACUGCUACGCUACAACAAACUAGAUUCAUCGUCUUCCGAAAACACUUCUGCGGAAAUUCGGCCGAUUUCGUGCGUGCUCGGGGUAUCUUCGGAUGACGCAGAUGACGUUGCUCAAAGGACUAUCGUCAGCAAGGAGUAAAACAGUUUGCGAGUUUCGCAUAGCCGACAAGGAGCGCACUGAAAAACUAAGCAAAAUCUCUCUGAGAAGGCAGUCCAAAUUCACCAACUCAGAACGUCUUUGCAGUAUUAACGUUGUACUCUCGUACUGACUUGAAAGACCUGGUAAGUAAAAUUUUCACCAGUCUUUUAAUGCUGUCGGCCGGGAAACAUUCCGACGCCAUAAAACUUAAGCAUGGAUAAGUUCAUACUGAGAAGAUUUGUUAUCUUAUUGUUUAAGACGCUUUUCCCCGAUCAAAUUUAAAUCUGGACCCAGAAAUGUCAGUAUCGGUUUGAAAUAAAAGGAUUGAUCUUUGAUUGCAAGUUAAGUAUUCUAUUUUAUGCAUGAAUAAUGUUGUUUUGUUGUGCUUUUUAUUUAUAAAUCCAGGCUUCUGUCUUCAGUUUUGCCAGUCGAUCCCGUGACACACAUUGUGACAAACAUGUCUUUUUUGUUAUAAUCUGCAUUUAUUGCCAGGCUUGAAAGCUGUAACUUCAAGCUCCCUAAGAUAUAUUUGGCGACUAUAUGUGAUUCUCAGGAUAUGAUGCUGAAGCGAAAAUCAAAAUCAGUCUCGCUGGGCAUGCCAAUUACUUGCCUGGCAUGCCGGGCAUGCCAAACCAAGUGGCUUCACCAUCGGCAUGCCCGGCAUGCCAAACCAGAGGAGCAAAAACUGGGAAUGAAUUAUCAACCCGGCGAGAGAUCUGGGACCUAAGGUUGGCUGGGUCAAUUUUGGGCUGCGAGGGCAUGAACCCAUUUUUUCCAUGCCUAUGAGAUGUUAUUUCUAAGUACCAAUGUUCCCUUGAAUUUUGUCAUGCCUAAAUAUAUAAAAUUUUCCCUCUCUCAUUAAUCCUCAGACUGGAUGCGAUUUUUACGCUCGCUAGGCAUGUUCAAAUGAAAAUCAUGCCCAUACCCUUAUUCAAAACAAAAUGCUAUCAAAUUUUAGUUUCCAAGCCGUUUAACAGCCUAACAAAAUGAUGCAACGGUGCAACAAGCUCACUAAAAACACUUGGAAGUCAAAACGUCUCAGUACAGAUAUGGAAAUAUUAUUAACAUUUUCUAAGUAUCAUUAUUGUCUUUAUGCUGAAAAAAAUGGGCGCCCUUAUGCCAUUAUUCCUUCCGAAAAAUUGAUGAACAUUCACGAUGUAAGGCUUGCAAAAUUUAAAUAUCAGUCUGGCACCGUCAAAUAGGCGGACCUGAGGCAGACUUCCAGCGACUUUGUGGAAGUGUGGAAUUAUGGUUAAAGCCGACUAUGGCUCCAUGAUUUUCGUCUAGAAAUUAUAAUUAGCUAGAAAUUAGUAUGUGUAAUCAAAUGGUGACGAGUGAAAUUAGGGAACAUUUUUACGCGCGUCUUGUAGAAAUUAUUAGAAUUUCACAAGUUAAGUUUACCAUUUUAUUACACAUACUUAUUUCUAGCCAAUUUCUAGAUUGCAAAAAACAUCGUUUGGUCAAUGAAAAGCUGCCCGCAGAAGAAAAUCAUGGAGGAACACCUCUUAGAAUCUUUCUUCUUCUUUUUUUUUGGUGCGUUUAGGUUUUUCAAAGCAUGUUUUAAUGCCCUGAUCUUCAUUCACAACAUCGUAAACGCCAUCUUUAAACGUUGCCAUAGCAAACUUGCGCCAAAUUUUUAAGUUGUCACGUCCUUGAUAUUAAUCCAGAAAUUUAAAUCAAACUACAGACUUCACCUUACAAUUUUUUAAAAAUAUUUUCUCCAUUUAUUUUAUAUUACAGGUCAUUCAUAUUAUAUUACAGAUUUGAAUAAUAUUAUUCUUAAGAUUUAAAAAUCGGAUUAAAAGAAUAAAUGGAGAAGGGCAAGAUAUCAGUGAAACUAAUCACAUGCCCUUUGAUUAAAUUACAGUUUCAUUUAGGAUACAAGAGAAAAAAAGAGAGGUGUAUAAAGUAUUAAAUAUAUAAGAGAGAGGAAAGAGGAAAGUACACAAAAAAACAUAGAACGUACGAGGGUCGGUGCGGAGAUGAUUAAUACUUAGCAUGCAAGAUAAUAGUAACUACCUUACAAUUAAGUUGUCUACUUAUAACUGAUUGUUGUUUUGUUCAAGAUCCCACUGUAACUAUUGAUGGAAAACCGGUCCCGAGAGAUGCACCAGGUCAGUAAGAAUCGUAUACCAUUAUGUUAUAGCACGAAGAAAAGACCGCAACAGUUAUGAUCCGAGAAUAAUCCUAAAGGCCGAUUCGCGCUAAUCCAGGAUCAGUAAAAUUUGUUCUACUUUUUGUAUUUACCUUGCUAUACAUUGCUUAGAGUAAGAUUUUGUGUUUUCAUUACUGUAUCUCAGAGUAAAGGCUCUCCAGUGUUUUGCAAGCUUGAGUUAUAUGUUCUUAGACAAGAAAACCGUAUUUAAAAUUUGGCUUAAUCUUAGGGUAAACAUGACCAUCUUUCAAGGUACCGGGCCCUUGUGUUGAUGACUACUAUAUAGUAAUUUAUCGCCUUCCUUCCGGUGGCCAAGUUUUUCAUAAUAGGGAGGUUAAAUACUCUUUUUAAUACUGCAAACGGCUCUCCUCGGUUUGCUGUUUGACACCGGUAAUCAUCCAGAGACGGUCUUGUGCUACCCCAAAUGGACUGAAAACUCAGAGCUCUUUGUCAGUGAGCACAGGUGAAGAAUACUUUUUUAUAGUAGAAACUCGGCUUUCCGUGAUCUGAAAUGCGAUCAACUCGACUUCCAUUUCAGUCAAGUGCAACAUGAAAUCUAACACCAUUCAGCAUACUGAGUUUUUAAUACUCAUGAGGCAAACGAGCAGCCAGUUAUAAAACUUUUUUUAUGAACGAGAAAGCCAACUUCUUUACCUUUAAAACGAUCGCGACAAACGUGAGAAAUGACGAGAAAAAAGUAAAUGUUGUCAUCUGCUGUUAGCCGCCGCGUAAACGUGGUGCUUAACUAAAUGCUCUAUUUUCGGCUACUGUCUUUACAUCGCUAAACACUGAAAACGGUUUGCUCUUCGCAAAAUGUUGUUUUUCAGUAAGAGCUGCAAAACUGCUGAAGAAUUUUUUGUGGUAAAAAAGUUAUUGCUAAUCAUUGUAAUGACGUACAUAACAAUAACAGAAAUAACAUUAUUCCGUCGCUGAUUUUAGCAAAAUUAGACUGCAAAACUAAAUAACAGAUUUAACACAAACUGAUUAAAUUAUAUAAAGAAACUAACCAGGCAAUUUUGCAAAUUUAAGAAUUAAUUCCACCUCCAAUCAAAGAAUUUGAUUCAAACUUUUUCAAAGAUUAGAAAUAUAGUAAAGAAAUUAUAGAUUCAUUAUUUCCUAGGUCAAAGGCAUGAGCCUCAAAAAUAGUAUUCAUCUCAUGCGUUAACACUCCAAUAACACUUAAAAGAAAGAGCAGCAGGCUUUGGCUGCAUGAGCCCAAUAUCUAAAUAUUAAUUUUUUUUCAUAUAUCCAGCAAAAGAUACUAAGACGCAGGAAGAUGAGCUGUUGGAAGAAAAAGGAAAUGAGGAGCCAAUUGCUAAAACUUUUGGUGACGAGGACGCUCCAGCAAAGAGAAAUGGUAAGUUCAAAGAGCCAAUAUUGCACUGUAUGUCGAAAACAUCAUAGAGUGGUUUAACCCUUUCAUUGCCAGAGUGCUUGAUGAACUUUUGUAAGGUGACUCUAACUUUUGAGUAUGUGGACAAAAUCCUGUGAUGUGAAAGCUCUCUGCCUGUACUUACACAUGGUGCUAUUUGUUUAGUAUAAAGUUCUAACAUUUGAGUCUGCAGAGCAAAUCCUAUGAUGUGACCAUUCAAAUGAAAGCUCUCUGCCUGUACUUAUAUACAUGCGGUACUAUUUGUUUUUCAAAAUUUCACAAAAUGAAAUUUGGAAAUUUGGUCGAAAAUUUUCUUUUGGCUAAAUUUGACAGUGAAAGGGUUAAAGGGGCUAUGUCAUAAGGCAAAAAGCUGUUUUAAGUCAAUUCUGCGCCUAAGUCAUUACUUAAUAAUGCCUUUACCCAUACACAGAUUAAUAAUACUCCUGUAGAGAGUUAUGAAGAGGGUAUCAAACAAUUUCAUGGGGAGCUUUAACAAUGGUGAUGCUUUCAGGAUAGCGCUUAUUUAAACUUGAAAAAAGUGGCCCAAUUUUUUCGAUGCCCAUCCUUGACCUCUAAAGGACGGCAGGAAUAUGUCUGGAAUUCAAUUGAUUUGAAAACGUGUUUUAGCUUUUUAAAAAGACAGCAAAUAGCUUGACAUAUAGCUCCUUUAAGGAACAGUUUACACAGUCAAGGCUCUGAAUAUUUUCUGGUUGACGUGAUAUAGUGAGUUACUACUUGUACCAGGGUAGAACCACUACUUGCAUUGAUGUAAGUUUGAGUAUACUCAUGUAUAGGUGCAUACAGACUAAAAAAUCAUGCACUCAAAUCCUCCAUAACCAGUGUGGAACAAGUACACAGGAUUCUACCAGGACGCUGUUAAAAUGCCAAAGAAAGAAAGUGCAUGCAUAGUUUUGAAUCCUGGCCUCAAGAAUAAUUGUUGCAAAAAUUUAAAGGACUGUAAAUAGCGUUGUAUUGCAUUUACCGUAUUUUCCUGUAGAGUGCUGUGCUGUAUUGAAUUGCAUUGUAUUGUUCUGAAAUUUUUGUUCUGAACGAUGCGUGUGAAAUCUGAUAGUCCAUGAGCAAUUGUCUUUGUGGCUCACUGUUUUUCUUCACAUCCUUAAUCGAUUCAUAAACUAAUUAAUCAAAUACUGCCAUGAAUUAAAUGUGACAGAAAUGUCACCUAUUCAUUUUCUUUACCAAGAUAAAAAGAAUCUUGUCAAUGGCGAGGACCUUAAAUCAGAAGAUUUUGAAGAAGAAUCUACAGUCAUUGUUGAUGGAGUAACAUCUGGUUCAUCUGAAGAUGAAAUGGACGAACCUUCCGAAGAUUCCGGACCUUGGGGUAAAACAAAAACUAAAUCGUUUUUCCAUUUCUUUUUUUGUUUACAAUACUUCACCUUACCUAUCUCAUUCCGCUCUGAGUUGCGCAUAAGGUUUCGAUUCAGACCUUGACGUUUAUCUAAAUUUCCGUAAUGACAUUUGUUUUUACAAGAAGAGGUACUACUACUACUACUACUACUACUACUACUACUACUACUACUACUACUACUACUGCUGCUGCUGCUGCUGCUGCUGCUGCUGCUGCUGCUGCUGCUGCUGCUGCUGCUGCUGCUGCUGCUACUACUACUACUACUACUACUACUACUACUACUACUACUACUACUACUACUACUCAGCAAGGUGAAAAACGAAAACGUUGCCAUCCAAAAUCGAAUUUCGGACUUUGACUAGCGACGAAUCUCUCUACCAAAAAACCGAUAAACAAACUAACCAUGAAUAACAGAAGACUCUUGAUAGCAGCUGUAUUUCAUUUUGUACAUCCAGUGGAAAAAAUUAAGACAGUUAAAAACAUAACAAGUUCACACAAAACUCUGUCAGCUUCAGCUGUCAAAGUAAAUAAGUUUCCAGAUGCUGCAUAAAUUUUCCGCAUAAACUCACCUGUCAAAUUUUGACCAAUCAGAACAUUAAAAUUGGACGUAGAGCGUGACAAACGCGUGACCUUGUUAAGAAAAGGUCUUCCCCGCCUGUAUUUCUAAAUAACUGGCUCAAUUUUCACGUCCGAGAUUAGUUUGAAAUAAAAAACUUAAUAGUGCGGGGCCAUAGUGACACAAACACAACAUAUUUCAUUUGAAUUUUUUUAAAAAAAUAAACUUGAGCCUGCGUUCAUUUGAAAACUAGUAACUUGUCAGCGGAUAACUUCAAAAAAGUACUCAACCUCGAUGGGUCGACCCCUGAGCCCGCGAUACAGUCAGGUGAUACUGGUUAACGGAUACUCUGUUUUGACUGCUGUCAAUCGAUCACAACAUUGAUGUGCAAUCAGAUUUCUCCUGGGCUCCCAAAGAAGUUAGCAAGUGUGAAAGUAAAUAUUGGUUUCCCCGUGGUGCGGACGGACGGUCUCUCGGGCGGGCGGUCGGUCGGUCGGUCGGUGCACGGUCACGUGAUUACCAAAUUUUCUGGGAUGGGUAGAUUUACUUAGCUAUGGGGUUCCGCCCGCGGAACGCGCGCGUGCAGCUCCGCUACAACUACAGUGUAAGAUGAUCGGUCCGGUUCAUGUCCGGUUCAUGUUGUUUUCUUUUUUCGUUGUCAAUGUUGCUGUUUCUGCAGCUUCUGAAUAUAUGAUAUUCACACAGAAGCUCAGCACGGUUUGAAUACAGAGUCCAUACACAUCAAUUCACAGAAGCCCAGCCGAGAUUGGCGCCAAGAGCUUUAUACUCUCUUGGCCCAGCCGUAUUACGCAGGUGGUGGUUACACUAUUUUACAUGAUUUUUCUCGCUUGAUUUAAAUGACUCAUCUGUAAAUUCAGAACGCCGUGUUUUUGCCAAUUUUCAACCGGGCGUGGUCUUAACGUAGUCCAAGUGUUCCUGCUGUCUUAAAUGGAAAUCCUACGGUAAAAAAAAAAACAAUGUUACGCUGAAAAUUAUGCUGGCAUAGUUUGGACCGUCAAGGGAUGUCUUGGGCAGACAAAACGAUAAUCAGAGCAAUGUACAUUCCCCUCAUGUGGUGUCGAUACUCACAAUACGCCCUUCUUUCAACUUCAGAUAAAGAUCAUUAAGCGAAUAUCCAUCUCCACUGCUCGAAAGAGCUCCUUAAAAUUAUUAAAUUUACCAAGUAUAAGGUGAUACGUCCUAAGUAAGCGAAAAUGUUGCUCCACAAAGUCGUGUAGUUUUAAGGAAGUUUGUUUGGUGGGAGCGCGAAAUGAGCCUCCACAAUGUUAACGCGGUCUGCAAAAUUCCACAAAGGAGAGGAACUUUACAGAUUUUAAGGCGUUCUUUCUAGCCGUGUUGAUGGUAACUUGAAUUGUCCCUCUAAAAAGGAGAAAGAAACCGUGAAAGGGUCUAUUAAACAACUUUGCACACGAACAAAAUAUUUUGACUGAUAAAAAAUGUUCAGUAUGAGACAUAAAGUGGCUUCAUCUGCAUUUUACUUACAUUGGAACCAAUCACAUUUCACGGGUUCCACUUAGGGCCCCUCAUCGGUAUAUUUUACUAUUACUGGGACGAAUGUUAUGAUUCGAUCUACCAAGAACUUCCUUUUAUUGAGGAAAGUUGAAUCGAGUUUUCACUGUAAUUAAAAUAUAGUGUUACUUAAGCAGUUAUAGGUACUUGUAAAAGUUACUUAACUAUAUGAAAAAGUGUUUGAAAUAGUCCCAGGAUACAUUUACAAUGCUAUAUAACCAUGCUGUUAACCAUAUAUUACCCCAUUUCUAGUAUGGAAAAAACAUCGCCAUAGCUGGUGUACAAUUAAAGGGCGAAAAUUUUUGAGCGGAAGGAAAGGUGUACGACAAACCUUCGCGCAGUGUGCCAGCGAAUGUAACAAAACACGAGGAUGCCAUGCGAUUGAAAUGUGGUUUGCUUAUAACUGGAACUGUUACUGGUGUACGAGACCAGAAUUGAUCAGACCUUACACCAACAAACGUGAUCUGGCCUACCCUGUACAUGUCUGGACACGAGGUAAGUGUUAUCGAUCAUUAGGGAUAUUAAGCUAAGACUUUUAGAGCGACGCACGUCAACCGAAAGUGGACUUUUUGCAUUCCUGGGCAGUCGUCCCGGGGCAGGGGGUCCUCUCUAUGAUGGCCUGUACGGGAGGCUCCGCCCGAAAUGGGUAUCUUUUUCAGGCUUCAGGUAUAUGAAAGGGUAGAGAUUUCACUAGUUGAGGUAGAGGGUAGGGAAAUCUGACAUCUGGGUCUGUGAAAGGGCCCAAAAGGGCUAAUAAAUGAAUUUUAUGGCUUUGUAAAGUCGAGAAAACGUUCUAUUGUUGUGCUUGAUUCCUUUUUUAAAAGACAGUGCAGUUAAAAGGGGUGCAAACUUCUAAACAAGGUAUGUGAAAGCGAGACAUUUGUCAAUAGAAAGUAUACAAAAGGGCUACCUUUUUCGUGAAAAAUGGUAUAUAAAAGGGUAAGGGGUUUGACCUUAGGGCGGAGCGUCCCGGUAUAAAAUUUGUUGAGUCCAACCAACCCCGGCUCCACUGGGCAGUGUGGUUCUACCCACAUGUUUGAGCAAUUUAGCUCAAAUUGUCUUUAUAAGCGUAAAGGCACUUCCGGUUAGCAAUACAAUUUUUUUAGCGUCAAGACAAAUUAAAAGGGAGAAGGACUCACUUCCUGUUGACGUGCGCAUGCGUCGCUCAACACCUCUUGCGUAAACUCCCUAUUAUAAAAACAACAAUUAAGGUCUCUAAUUCCCUUAUUGAGUUUUACAAGAGUGCACUAUUAUUCGUUCUCUGAACUUAAGCCUUUAAUUAUAAAGCCUGAGAAUUAAACUUGCUUAAAUUCUCUGUUGUAACUAGUUUUUUUGCUUUUUUGCUUCUGUUGUUUGUUUGUUUGCUUUUCAUUCAAAGUACUGUUGAUUUCAUGGUCGUCUGUCGGUGAUUUUUCAGAUCCUGAAAAUUAAAAGUUGAAAUUGCCACACUUCAAACGAGGAGCAAAUAUUGUAUACAAAUAUAUAAUGCAUAAUCAGUACAAUCUAUGUGUUGUCAAAGGAUCAUACUUUAAACCUUGAUGAAAUGAACAAAAACUUAUUAUCUCUCUCUCUGACUCUUUUUCCAUGCAGUUAAAAAAACACCUCCAGGUAUGUGCAAUUCCUUUUAUACCUUUAAUUAUCUUCCUUUUUCUUCUUCUUAAGGUUAAACUCGUUUUUUUUAGGAGAUACACAUGUCCUUACGUUGUGAAUAAAUAAUGGUAAUAGGACUGAGUGUUCAAUUGGAUCUCUAAUCAUACGAGUUAUUACGCGCAAGUCCGAUUUGUUUAAUCUGAGAUAAGUCUUUUAUUCUUGACCUAACCACUUUUAAUAACAGCUCAGAGUCUGGAUACACAUCAAUCUAAAAAAUUCAUGAAAUAAAAAAAAAAAGUUCUAAUAAUCAAAAUACCGCAACUUAUCUCGGGUAUGACUACAGACCGAAUUGAACGAGAACAAAAUUUGUAAUAUUUUAGGUUUUCUUAGCUUAAAAAUCAAGAAGUUUCGGUUUCUUUUUUGGUGGCAGUGAAAAAUAGUCAUUCAAGUGCGCAUGUGCGAUGGCGCGUACUGUCCAAUUACUUUGGCAUCACGCGUACAGUCCUAUUAGUGCUGAAUUCAGGAAAGUUGAUAGCCAAUCAUCGUUGAAACUUUUGUUGCAGUUAUGAUUAAUGCGAUAGUCAGCGUUUCACGGUCGAGGGACAAAAAAAUAUGGCAUUGCAUAAUUAUUGACCAAGUGUGAGGCUUCAACACGACUGAAUAUUGGCCUAGAUUUCUGCGUUUUUAUUAACCUUGACGAAGUUGUUGAGGUCAAUGAAAACGCAAAAAAAGAACGAGCCGCCUUGAUCCAUCAAACUUGGUCAUCGAGGGUUGCUGGGCGUUUGGGCAUUCAGAACUCACUGACUGCUAUGUUUUACUUGAGUGACGACCAGUGCAUAGUUGUCCAAUGCACAAAGCAAUCUUUAUUGAAUCAGGUAUUAUAUAAUUGAGCCUGUGCUCUAUCCACUGACCAUGAACUUAAGCAGAGGCUCUUAGGAGCAAGGUCAUAUACUACCGUUGUAUGUUGAACAUAUGUUCUGCAAACUGCUAGUAUCGGCAUCGUCGAGAGCGUACUUUGUGAAAUAAAUAAAAGAGAUGAUGAAGUUUGAGGCUUGCUAACUAAAUGUAAUUGGGUUUGAAAUUAAACAUUUUUCUUUAUUUAUUAUGUCAAAAUGUUGCACGAAGUAUUAUAAAGUGACCAAAAUCAAACUCACAACUAAGAAAGCCGUUUGCUUUUUCGAUUAACACCACCUUCUGUCAAGACGGCUUGUUUUACUGUUUCUGAACGCGAAACCCUUUUCAAGUAACCUUUCUUAUUGAACAAAUAAAGAAGCCUUGAAUGUGCUCUGUUCUAUAGUAAACCACACACGAAGUGGCUAGGGCGCGAAAGAAGUGUAGGAGAGAACACGACACAUAGUCGCGUGUUUCUUCCCGCAACUUCCUGUCGACUGCUCCAAAAAACCGCUUCCAAACUGCUUCACAACAAAACAGGGCACAGUCAAGGCUUCUUUGUUUGUUGUAAAGCGCCAUUGAACAGCAAUGGAAAUGGCGACGUUUAGAAACAACCGUUGUUGUUGUUAUUAUUAUUAUUAUUAUUACUAUUUUUACUAUUAUUAUGCGUAAAUCAGCACAGAAAAACAUACUAUUGACAGAUGGCGUGACAGCCUUAGCUCCGUGUUUGAUACUCUCAUAAAGCACGUGUUUUAAGCCAAUCAGAGUGAGCGUUAUAUCUGAAUUUAUUAUAAAUUCGAUUUAGUUUUCCCUUCUAACCCAUAAACUGAUCUUUGUAGCGGUCAAUGUCACCUGUGAACAGAACGAAAUGUCGAUCAGCCUUCCAAAGUCUCUUCUUAAGGGAUUGGACAGAGAGCAUCUUCGCCUCCGUGAUUUGAGCUGCGGAGCCACGGAAACCAGUACUCACUUCAUUCUUAGCACAAAUCUCACUGGAUGUGACACAGUCAAACGACACACUAAGGGCUUUGUCUGCUACAUGAACAAGGUGGAGGAGAUUCCCAUCAAGCCAGGUCAGAUCAUCACACGAAUUCGGGAAGUGGAAAUCCCCUUCGCCUGUUACUACUCAAACAUGGGAGUCGUAUCCGCCGUCGGCCUUCAAGUCAAAAGCAAGAAAAUCGUCUUUUCGGAGAAAGGAUUUGGAAAAUUCGUAUUGGCACUGGAUAUUUUUCCUACUCCUAGAUUCGAACUCCCGUACAAGAAAAAGGACUUCCCGAUUGUGGUACCGCUGAGGAAGAUACUGUAUGUGAAAGUCAGCGUUGACACGGAAGACGAGAGGCUUCGCGUCCUGGCAGUAGAUUGCUGGGCUACACCGGACCCUAACCCUUUCAGCAGGGGAUUGAGAUACGACCUCAUUAAGGAUGGGUAAUCAUAUUUUCAUCUUGAUGUAUAUAACUUCAACUUGUAUGUGACGAGAAAGUGAGCGAGCGUCCCCAAUUGUUUCUGGGGUCGUUGCUGAGGACGUGCCGGUCAGCUAUUGGCCGACAAGUCUUAGCGAAAGUUAACUCGUCCCAGUUUGCUUCUCUUGAGCAGCAAACGCAACCACUUUAAUUUCGAUGGCAAUUAAACUGCCCACCUGACCCUCCGCUAAGCCAACAUUUUGCCCUAAGUGAGAAGGAGGUGUUAAUGUUGGCUUAGGGGAGGGGUAGGUGGGCAGUACGGCCCAGAAACGUAUAUUAAUCCCAAAUAUCAAGGUUACAAAUUCCAACUGGUAGGAGGCCGGCCAGUUGGCUAUUUACGAGCGCGGCUGAGGAUUUGAACUCGAGGCGAUCCAGAACAAAUCUAGCUAGCGGUCAGGCGCCAAUUGUUCGAAAGGUGGAUAGCGCUAUCCACCGGAUAAAUCACUAUCAACUGGAUAGCGCAAUUGGUUUCCCUAAUAAUUAUCCGAUAGAUAGCGCUAUCCAUCUUUUGAACAACCAGGGCCAGGUCGGAACUUGAACUCGGGAACUCCUGAUUACACGUCCAGUGCUCUAAGCACUUGGGUGACGCUUCCUUAGAAAACUUGUGAUUCAUGUGUUUUUCUGUCUGUUUUAGAUGUGCAGUAGAUAAUACCGUAAUGGACAUUCGAACAUUGGACAAGCGUAUGCAGAAAUUCAAAUUUGAGGCCUUCAGUUUCAUAGGUGACAAUCAGUUCGUCUACCUGCACUGUAAGGUCUUAAUUUGUAACGCAACCGAUCCUAACUCACGUUGUGCGCAGGGCUGCGUUCAACGAAAAAGGAGGGCCGUGGCAACUCAAGUAUCCAAGGACGAGGAAGUACACGUGUCUCAGGGACCAUUCAUGCGUGGAGAUGACGAAGAAGAAACGAAAGUAGAGGAAACAGUGAAAGACAUGAGUGAUACAGAAAAAAGUGGUGAGUUUAUUAAUCGUGAAUUCAAUGUCUGUUGUUCGUUUCACGACGGUCACCUUGACAUUUAUCACGGCAAUUGGACUGCUAUAUUACGAAUGGCGUCGUCGAUUCGACAAUAUUUGUAAGUCUGCUCCGCAGGCGUUGUUGGUGUCGUCACGUUUGGUCACGUCAUGUUUGUAGGGAGGAGCGUUGCGUGAUAGCGACUGAUGAGGCAGUUCAACAUUACCGUAAACUUCUGCUUAUAAGCUCUGGAUUUAUACAACUUUGUAAGGGGUAUUAAGAGGGCUUAUAAACGGAGAGGUCUAUAACCGGACUAAAAAAAAGCGCUUCAAAACAAGCUACAUAAUUAGUGCUUAUCAAAAUAGUAUUUAAAUUUACUUGCUUUUUUAGCUUUUCAAAAAGAUUGAUUUCAUUUCAAUACAAGCCGCCGGUGGGCCUAAAUCCAGGGGCCUUAUAACAGAAUGUAUUUUUUGUUUACAGGUAAAUAGGCCUACAACUGGGGUGGGUUGUAAGUUUACGAUAAGUGCAAAAAUCAUCACCAAAAUGUCACAAAAGUUCUUUGAUAGCAACUUCCAUCUAGGUGCCGCAACGUCCUUCACCUUUAUCAUCCGUUGUAUUCAGGACUAAAAACACCUAUUCCACUGUGUCUACUCGUGACAUCAGUUAUAUUCGGGGUUCAAACGAUUAACUGUAUAAUAUUGUACUCUUACAGGUACGUUUCCUACCCUGGUCGCUGCCAUGGCUAUGGUUGCUGCCGUUUGCAUCAUGGGUGUGUCUUAUUUCGCAUGGAACAGUAGGAAGCGAGGAGCUGUGCGUGAUUACCAGCGACUCACUGUUACCGCUGAAGACUAGAAACCUCAUUUUUGUUUGAAUUCUGUAAUGUUAUGCUUGAUAGGAUAGGAGAUUUUCUGUGAUUAAUUGAGGAACUCAACAAAUACAAUGUAGUCUUAUUGGCAAGAGUUUGCAGUUAGCCAGGUCCGAAGAUAAUGAAUAUCAAAAGCGGAAGGUUUCUAGUUUAACACCUUAUAUUUGCAGUUAAAUAUACAAAACUGGAAUUCAUCUGAGCAGUGUUAAUUAACCCUUUUGUUGGCACAAAAAAGAUAAAUAAUAAUUAUCUUUUUGAAGUGUAACAGUUUAGUUAGUUUAGAUACCGCAAUAAAAAGCGUACUAGUCACUUGCACAUAUCCUCUUCAAUUAAAAUAAAGCCGUUAAACAUAUCAGUAGAUGGAAGAACCCCUGCAAAGUUAGUAUGCCUUACUUAACGUCAUAAAGAGCCACAAAGUGCUCUCCACUAUUAAAAGAUAUUCUUAAGAGACUCUGAUACUGCAAAAGAC
Molecule: messenger RNA, 19729 nt
Organism: Porites lobata
Lineage: Eukaryota; Metazoa; Cnidaria; Anthozoa; Scleractinia; Poritidae
Source: the annotation of a GenBank genome assembly